AUGCAGAGGACAGCUAUGGUGUGGAAGGUGUCCCUGCUUGUAGGACUGAUUGUGCUAGGCACUCAUUUAUGGACCAUUGACAAAGAAUUCGUAGACAUUACUAAGGAUCUAGACUAUUUUGUGGCAUCAGUGGAGUUUGCUGUGGCUCAGUUCAAUGACAACAACCCAGAAGAGAACACAUACAGGUUGCUGGAAGUUGGGAGAGCCCAGAAAAAGACAUGGACAAUGAUUUUCUUAAUAGUUUUGGAGAUGGGUCGCACAAUUUGUAAGAAACACGAUAAAAACACGGACAAUUGCCCAUUGCUACAAGGCUCAGGAGAAAAAAAGGUGCACUGUGUUUUCCAAGUAGAUGCCCGACCUUGGUUUUCCCAAUUCUCCAUCCUGAAUAGCACCUGUGUGCCAGCAUAAGAGGCACAGGGACUCUGGCUACACAUAGUAUUCUUCCUUCCUUGAGAGUGUGACUAUCUGUAGUCCAAGGUCUGUGUGGUGCUAAUGCAAUUAAAAGCAUCUCACGGCAUCUUUUGAAUCCCUGAGCAAUGCUUAGGCUCUUCUAUAUUGUCUAUUUGCCAUGGAUACCAUUUUUAAAAAUAAGC
Microtus ochrogaster (prairie vole) is the source of this 593-nucleotide messenger RNA. RefSeq names its product cystatin domain-containing protein 1. Gene Ontology annotation, molecular function: cysteine-type endopeptidase inhibitor activity. The record is from RefSeq and is a predicted model, not a curated record. NCBI's taxonomy places the organism in Eukaryota, Metazoa, Chordata, Mammalia, Rodentia, Cricetidae.